AUGGCUAAAGCAAGAGUCCAGUCCAAGCACUCUCGUGCUGCCCGGCGGGCGGCAUCGCCAAGUCUCGACGUUGACAAGUCUUUGACCUCUCUCCCCCGCGCCCAACAAACAGAGAUACAGCGUGAAACUAUCCUCUCAGAUCGCGCAAAUGCUGGUGUGAUAAAAAAGCAAUCGAAGCCUAAGGCCAUGACAAGGGCGCAGCGUCUCAGGCAGCAGAAAGGUAUCGAAAGAGCAGAGAAUAUCUUGGGUCAACUGGAUAAAAAAGUGGAGAAGAGUGUCGGCCGGGCAAAAAUUGUGAAAUCGCGUAGGGGCGACUGGGAAGACCUGAAUCGCAAGUCGACGACAACCCUGUUUCAGAACCUCAAUGACGAGGCCGAAGAUAAUGACGACGAUGACGCUAUGGUUGAUGCUUCCGUGCCGUCUAAAAAGGCAAAGACGCAGUCGCAACCAAUUUACGUGGCUCGAAAUUCUGUGGCUGAGGAGCACGCAAGUAUUGACGUGGACGACGAUAUUAGCUGA
Molecule: messenger RNA, 519 nt
Organism: Aspergillus alliaceus
Lineage: Eukaryota; Fungi; Ascomycota; Eurotiomycetes; Eurotiales; Aspergillaceae
Product: Alb1 domain-containing protein
Exons: 3
Coding region: 1-519 (172 amino acids)
Biological process (GO): ribosomal large subunit export from nucleus
Cellular component (GO): nucleolus; preribosome, large subunit precursor
Source: RefSeq, a predicted model, not a curated record